ACGUCAAGACGCGGAAAUCGAAACUUACUUGAGCUGAUGAACGUGAAGAAAAUGAAAGCGUGACUGUUAUUAAUGUCAAAUAUGAGCUGACAUCUGUUUCUGCCGUCAUCAUUAAACUAUUAUUUAUUAAAGUAAUCAUUAACCGUCGCCUGUCAUAAACAUGUUUAUUUAGAAACUGGAGGUUUUUUAAACUUUCAGCAGAAGGUUUUUGAGAAGACUCUACAAUGGAGAUUCUUGCAGAGACUUACGUUUCCAAACUGAAUGAAUAUCAACAGAAGACUGGAGUCAAGGUACAAUAUGAAGAAGGAUCGACGGAGGGUCCGAGCCACAAUAAAACGUUUACUUGUACAGCAGUUGUGAAUGGCACGCGCCAUCCUGAAGCCACAGGGAAAAAUAAGAAAGAAGCGAAACAGAACGCGGCCAGAAACGCCUUUAUUGCCAUCAAACCAACACUCAACACACCUUUUUGCUCUAACCUAACACCAAACAAUUUAAACAAGAAGAUCACAGUAAGACUGAAUCCUAUCAGCUGGCUGAAUGAAUAUUCGCAGAAAAACAGGGUUGAAUUCAAGCUCCGUGAGUUCACUAAGACGGAUCCAACAAGUUCCACUCAAUUCUUCACUUACGUGUGUAAGUAUGUAUGUGGUGAUAAAGAAUAUCCUGAGGCUUACGGCAAAUCAAAGAAAGAGGCCAAAGAGGCCGCAGCUAAAUAUGUUUAUGAAGAAUUAAACCCAAACACUGAGGGUCAUGAUAAGAACUGGAGUAAUACACCUGGAUCAGAGAUGUCAGCUCUUAGUACAAACAUGGAUCAUCAGAGUUUGGCUGAAGAUUCUCGAAGCUCCACACCUGACAACAACAACUACAUCGCAUGUCUCAAUGAGUACUGCCAGAAACGUAAAUGUGUCAUAGAUUAUAAAUUAAUAGACAAAACAGGAGCCGCUCACACCCCAGAGUUUGUGUAUAAGGUUGUUAUAGACGGGACAGAGUUUUCUGAGGGAUACGGAAAGAGCUCUAAAGAGGCCAAACAGCACGCGGCUCGGAAGGGAUGGAUGGAACUUCAGCAGCGUUCAGACGGGAACACACAGAGCUCUGAGGAGGACACGUCUUCACAAACAAAACAAAUACACAUUAAAUCUGCAGAAUCACAGAUGUGUACUUCAGUCUCCAGCUCAAGUGAUUCUGUUGUGUUGAGAGAUUCUGUCAGUUCUCCUAUGGCCAUCAGUCCAGCCAUGAGCCCAAUGGAUGUCAAGCCGAAAAUAAGAUUAGCACCCAAUUUCAAUCUUUCUCCAAGCGUUUCGCCCAAGAUUAAAGGGGAUGCUUUUAACAUGAACACAACCAACCAAACAAAACCAUCAUCAAAUCACACUGUAACUCAAGCAGUAAAAUCACGGUUUUUAGGAGAUUUCGAUUCAAUACGUCGAGUUGGCAAAGGUGGUUUUGGACGUGUUUUCAAGGCAAGACGUAAGCUGGAGGAUCAAUACUUUGCUGUGAAGAUUGUGAAGAAUAAAGUCAAUGCUUAUCGUGAAGUUAGUGCUUUAUCAAAGCUGAAUCAUCCCAAUAUCGUCCGUUACUACACAUGUUGGGUGGAGGAGACGGCCUACAGACCCGAAAGUUCUGAGAGCAACAGCACUUCUGACUCUGGUAGCAGUCUGGAGUUCCUGUACAUUCAGAUGGAGUUGUGCGAGGGAGAUACUCUUCGUGUGUGGAUCUAUCAGAGAAACUCUUCAGAUGAAGUCACGGACACAGAGAGAAGAAAAGACGCCGCACACAUCUUUCAUCAGAUCUUACAGGCUGUACAGUACCUUCACAAACAUGUGAUCCACAGAGACCUGAAGCCUGCUAAUAUCAUGUUUGGCAGUGAGGGGGGGGUAAAGGUGGGAGAUUUCGGUCUGGCGACUGCAGUGGACAGUGACGACGAGCAACAGAACAGAAGCAGUAAUACAGGAACCCGUUCUUACAUGAGUCCAGAACAGCUCACUCAUUCCUAUGAUAAAAAAGUGGAUAUUUUUGCUCUGGGUCUCAUCUACUUUGAACUCCUCUGGAAACUUGGAACUGAUAAUGAAAAGAGCAAGAUUUGGGGCGAUAUAAAAAUAAGGAAAUUUCCACCUCAGUUCCCGGAGAAAUUUGACUUUGAGCACAAGCUGAUACACAAAAUGCUGAAUGAGAAGUCUAAAGACAGACCAGAGGCGGGAGAGCUGAUUUCAGAGCUGCAUAACCGUCCCAAAGUCUUCAAGAACAACUGAACAUCCCUCAAACCUGACGGACUGAAUAAAGACUUUUAGACUUCACUGAGGGACAUGCUGACACCAGGGGAUUGUGGGAUUGACAGCAGGAGAUGUGCUGCUGAGGAUCAUGUUAUGAGGAUGAGAGUUUGAGAGAGAGAACACCUCACAAAGUAAACAUGACUGUAUUUAAUUCAGAUCUGAAAUUGAACACUUUUAUUGUGGCUGACGGCAGGUAUUCAUGCGUUCAUUCAGCAGAAACUUUUAUCCAAAGCCACUUAUAAAUGAGGGAGAAUUGAACAUUUUGCCUUAAAAGUCAACAAUGAGCUACAGUAGGUGUACAAGCAGAACCCUGAGCAGCAUGAGGGAUUCACACAAAAUCUUGCUUUAAGAUGUUAAAGAUGAUUUUCUUAUAAACGCUUAAUCAAUCUCAUAGCAUGUUUGGCUAAUAACAACUGAGCCCAUGAUGCCUAAAUAUGUUUGAAUUGAUCAUACACAAUAAGACAUUAAUGAAUUAUAUUUCAAUAGAAAAUCAAACAUGUCAAGUUUAUUUAAAUGUGGAGAACUAUCUGUAUCGUCAAUGAGAAGGGAAAAAGUUGUGGAAACAACGUGACAAGAGAAUUACGAUUUUAACUAUAAAUUUAUUAACUUGUUAGCUAUUGGAAAAAGUACUUGUAGAUGUGUUUCUUCACAAAAAAAUCUAACUUCAUGUAAAUAUAUUUGAGUCUUUAAAAACGUUCAGGAGGAUGAGAAUAUCAAUCCUGGAUACUUCUUUCCUCCACUAUUUCUUCAUUUUUAUUAUACAUGAAUAUUCUGUCAAUCGUUUUUUGAUCAUUUGAGAACAUCUAGUAGAACAUCCAGUUGUGUUUUUCACAAUAUAUUUUAAGUUUAUUCUGUUUAAAUUAUAACAUAUAAUCUGACGCAUUACAGUUACAGCAUGAGAGUUUCAACAGAAAAAGGAAUAAAAUACAUUUAUUUCA
Triplophysa dalaica is the source of this 3202-nucleotide messenger RNA. RefSeq names its product eukaryotic translation initiation factor 2-alpha kinase 2 (gene eif2ak2). The record is from RefSeq and is a predicted model, not a curated record. The transcript is spliced from 19 exons. Gene Ontology annotation, biological process: protein phosphorylation. Gene Ontology annotation, molecular function: double-stranded RNA binding; protein kinase activity; ATP binding. Bases 225 to 2243 code for a protein of 672 amino acids. Lineage: Eukaryota; Metazoa; Chordata; Actinopteri; Cypriniformes; Nemacheilidae.